AUGAAAAAUACUGAGGAUAGCAAAGAAGGAGGAAAGGCUGAAUUAAAGCCAAAUUUAAAGCUCUUUGAAAAUAGUUGAGUCAAAAAAAACUUAGAUUAUUCUAAGCUAAUGUAUUUCCAGCUCCGCUCAAAUGUUUUAUCUAUUGUUGAUAUUAAUUAAAUUAAAAAAUUAAAAAUUAAGAACAGCCAUAAGCGGCAACACACUAUUCAUCGCCCGUCUUGGCUCCACCACAGCCCUAGAAAGAGAUUCUGAUGUUGCCAUACUUCUCGCCCGAUUCCAUUUUGGAUUUUCCGACCUGAGCCACCUGCCACCGUCUAUCAAGUGCCCCGAUGGUCCCAAUUAGGGAAACCAUGUGGUAGGGCAAAACAUGUCUAGCCCCAUCCAGCAGGACAGGAAAACCUUCGGGGAGAAACAAAACUUCCCUCUUCGGCAAGGCAUCCCCAAACCUGAAGGCCUACUAUAAGAAGGACCGAAGCCCUUGCUUUCAGCUUCAUCAGGAUCUUUCCUAUCUACUCCAUAGGGAGUGCGCCUCGGAGUCCAAUUUCCGUCAAUGUCACCAUUUUAUUUGGUUGAUAUUAAGAAUUUAUCGAAAGAGGAAAGGAAAAUAGCAUUGCCAGAACCUAUUAAUAGAUUUACUCUUAUGUGCCAACUUCCUAAUAAUAGGAUUUUUUGUUAUGGAAAUUGGCUACCCAUGUCUGGCUUGGCUUUUAUAAUUCAUUCAGAUUUUAAGAUUGAGCUCUUAUCAAGUGGAAAGCCUUUCUUUGCGUCAGGAGGUGUCUAUUUUAAUGGAAAAGUAUAUGUAUUUGGAGGAUAUAACGGGAAAGCUGUCAGCGCAUCCCAAAUAUAUAGUCUUCAAGAGAACAGAUGGCAAAACACAACUGAUCUACAAGAGCCUGGAACUUUCAGCAAUUGCGAUUCUUAUAAAGGGAAAAUAUUACUAUCAGGAAUAAAGCAUUCCAAGCUAUAUAUUUAUGAUACCUUCUCAGAAUGCUAUACAGACCUGCUUCAAUUGACUCCUGAUUCCUGCAAAAUUAUCUGUGUCGGCAAUAGCAGAGGCUAUGUUUUACAAACAUCAGGAGAUAUUUUUGAAAGUGAAGAAGAUAAUAUUUACAGCUGAAAAUCUCUUGGGAAUUCUUCAGUGUUUGGCACAAAUCUUAUUUCAUAUAAAGUCUACCUGGAAAACUCAGUUUAUUUUAUAUUUUGCUAUGGCAAUCUAUAUCAAUUCAAUCUAUCUACAAAGAAAACUGAUAUGAUUGUAAAAAUCGAGUAA
Molecule: messenger RNA, 1270 nt
Organism: Blepharisma stoltei
Lineage: Eukaryota; Ciliophora; Heterotrichea; Heterotrichida; Blepharismidae
Source: the annotation of a GenBank genome assembly